UCCCAGAGUGCUUUGCGCUUGCUAAAGGUAAACAAACCCGGGCUGUUGCUGAAACUGGACUGAAUGAAUUUGUUAAAGUUGCUGCAACUCCACUCCGUAUUCAACAUAACAUACAGUAAACACAGAAGUGACAGUGUUUCGCCCCUCAAACCCGCAUUUUUGUUUGAUUUAUUCAAAAUAAUCCGCACUUAGAAACAUGUUGCAGGGUGUUUUGCUAUAGCGACAUGACGCUAUUCUAUAUCUAGAUCUUGAUAGAAAGACAGGAAUAAACUUAUGGUUUGGGGAAAAUAUAUAGCCUAAUAUUCUGUAAUAUUUAUAAUGACGACACGGAAGAGAAAGAAUUUAUCAUUACCUCAAUCAGAAUCUGGAGAUGGUGAACGUCCUCCCAAGAAACUCAUACAGAGUCAGUCUGACACGAAAUCUGCGGAUCAUCAUCAUCUCAGCCCUUAUUUCUCAAUGAAAGACCCCGUCAGACUGAGUGACAGCUUCUUCCACCAGCCCUGCGUUGACCUGGCGAAGGCUUUUCUCGGAAAGGUGUUGGUGAGGAAACUAACUGAUGGCACUGAGCUCAGAGCAAGGGUUGUGGAAACCGAAGCAUAUUUGGGUGGGGAGGACAAGGCGUCCCACUCAGCGGGGGGGAAACGCACAGAGAGGAACACUGCAAUGUUCAUGAAGCCUGGCACCAUCUACGUCUAUCCCAUCUACGGCAUCUACCUCUGCAUGAACGUCUCCAGCCAAGGGGAGGGAGCGGCCGUGCUUUUGCGCUCGCUGGAGCCUUUGAGCAGUCAGGACGUCAUGAGGGGCCUGCGAGCGGCCAAACGCAAGGCUGGAGCCAAAACCCUUCGGGACAAAGAGCUCUGCAAUGGCCCGUCCAAGUUGUGCCAAGCGCUAGAUAUACAGCGCUGCUUCGACCGCAGGGAUCUGGCCACUGAUACAGAGGUGUGGCUUGAGAGGGACCCCGAGCGAGAGACUGCCCCUGGAGAGGUGGUGUCGGCCCAUCGGAUCGGAGUGGAGUCUCAUGGGGAAUGGGCAACCAAACCGCUUCGCUUCUACCUGAGAGGACACCCAUGUGUGAGCGUCCUGAACAGAGAUGCAGAGCGUCAGAUGGAAAGGACAGUCUCCUGAAAGAUCUUCAUGUUAUUCGGUCUCUUUAAAGAGAUUGUCAUCAUCUACUCACUCCCAUGUUGUUCUAAACUUGUAUAUUUUUUUUGUUAUUUUGGAGAACAGAAAAGGAGAAGUUUAGCAGAAUGUCCAUGUUGCUCUUUUUCUAUAUAAUAAAAUAGAUGGUGCCCAGGGAUCUUCAAGCGCAAAAAAAGGACAAAAAGCACCAUUAAAGUAUCAUGAAGUGUGCUUUAUAUUCUAAA
Molecule: messenger RNA, 1364 nt
Organism: Pimephales promelas (fathead minnow)
Lineage: Eukaryota; Metazoa; Chordata; Actinopteri; Cypriniformes; Leuciscidae
Gene: mpg
Product: N-methylpurine DNA glycosylase
Biological process (GO): base-excision repair
Molecular function (GO): alkylbase DNA N-glycosylase activity; DNA binding
Source: RefSeq, a predicted model, not a curated record